UCAUUAUGAAAUCAGUUUUGAUUUUUUGUACGAUAGACGUUAAUUUGUCUGAAUUAGAAUACCUAGCUGCUCACCUCGACCCUUUUGAAUGCCAUCGACUGAUAGCUGCUCUACAUUAUACCUCCUACGAAUUACCCAAAAGUUUGGCAGGAGCAGAACGAAAAAUAAAUCAAGACAUUCCCUGCCUCCUACAAUUACUGCACUGGAAUAUGUCAGAAAAAGAAGGAAAAGGAAAAACUCAUGAAGAAAUCGAGCAUCGACUGCGACAAUUAAACAGAAAUGAUCUCGCGGAUUGGUUUGGAAAAACAGUUUUUAAGCAACUUGGAAACGAUUUGGGAAGAGCUAUUCAAAAUCCCUUUGGAAAACUUGGCGAACACGAAACAGAAAACUCGUAA
Molecule: messenger RNA, 395 nt
Organism: Belonocnema kinseyi
Lineage: Eukaryota; Metazoa; Arthropoda; Insecta; Hymenoptera; Cynipidae
Exons: 2
Coding region: 6-395 (129 amino acids)
Source: RefSeq, a predicted model, not a curated record